AUGAUUAUACGGAAUCGUGUCUUGAAACAACGCAUAAGAAGCGGGCAUCCAACACAACAGGAUCAAGGCCAAAUCCUUCUCAUCAUACUUGACUUCCAAUGUUUCCAAGUCCGCGAUGGUUUCCCUGAUCUCAGCCAAGUGAUCUUCCAGCCAUCCUCUCUCUACCAUGCAAUGGAAAUACAGCAUCUCGAAAAUCUUGUAUUGCGAUUCAGUAGACCAAAUUUUGGUAUGGUUCUCCUUGUAGCCAAUUUCAAGUUUGCAUGUCUAUGGAUAUAUGUCUCUGGAAUAAUUAGUGGAAAAAGAAACACAGGAUUUUAUUGGUCCACAGAAGCCCUCAAUCUCUUAGGUUACGCAUGGAGAUUGUGGAGUGAAAACAAGGCAUUGGAUUUAAUGGAUCCAAUAUUGCUUGAAUCUUGUAAGAAAUUUGAAGUUAUGAAGUGCAUAAAUGUUGGGAUAUUGUUUGUGCAAGAAGAACCUGAUGAUCGGCCCACCACAUCGAAUGUAGUUUUCAUGCUUGGUGGCGAAGCAACAAUUCUUCCGGUUCCUAAUCAACCAGCUUUCAUAAUGAGAAAACCCGUUUCAAACACUUCUUCAUCCUCUACUAAACCGGGUUCAAUUUCCAAUGAGUUAACAAUGUCUGUUGAAGAAGGGCGAUGA
Molecule: messenger RNA, 657 nt
Organism: Olea europaea var. sylvestris
Lineage: Eukaryota; Viridiplantae; Streptophyta; Magnoliopsida; Lamiales; Oleaceae
Product: G-type lectin S-receptor-like serine/threonine-protein kinase At4g03230
Exons: 5
Coding region: 1-657 (218 amino acids)
Source: RefSeq, a predicted model, not a curated record